AUGGAGGUCUCUUCAAAUUUUCCCUCCUCGGACUUAGAAGUUUCAGAAGGCCACUCGCUUAAAAGCUCGAUCUAUAAGAACAUCAAGUCGUCUCCCAUCAGCAAUAUUUUGGAACCCCCGCAAACCCAAUUUCUUCUGGAUGAGGAUGAAAAGUUCUCGCUAGCCAAAAUUACCUCCGCUAAAAAGGCACUUAAGGUGCUUAUGAAAGCAAAAAUCAUCGACGGCAGGGAGUUUGUUGUGUUGACUGGCCUGACGCCAACACUAGUCAACUCACUUUGGAACCUGCUCAGCAUGGAGUACCCCAAAAUCCGCAAAUCAUCAGACCCCCGCAAAGGCAUCCUCGAGCUUAAGGUGCCCACCUGGAUGCAUGAAGAGGUCCAUGAUUGGCUAUGGAUUUGCCGCGAAAUGUGGAAUGAGCAGAACUUGCUCACCGUCAAUGAAAAACGGGAUUUGCGAAUGCUACCAUCACCAGCUGUUGAUCUACGGGGCCCCGCAAAAAUUGCCGCUGCCCCGAAAAAAGAACCCGAUACCGCAAUUAUCUCAUUACGCGCUCCCCCGUCCGCCGUUGGCAAAAGCCCAAUCCCAAGCAUAAUGGUGGAGACCGGAUACUCCCAAGGGUACACCAGCCUGCAAGAAAACAUGCGACGAAUCUUCUGGGGAGGCUCCCCGGAAAUCCAGCUAGUGGUGAUUGUGAAAUUCACGAAGCUAGCCCAUACAGUAAAGGGUCGGAUCGAAUUCUGGAGAAGAGACGCGACAGGAACUCCUGUCAAAGAUGAGGAGCGGACAAUCUUCCCAGCACCUAUCAUUCCUCAACCAACCCUUUCCUUCACUCGCGCUGAGCUGUUCGGCCCAGCCUUCCUCUUCCCAAACCGAAAUCCUAAUGACGCCUUCCCUCUGGACCUCGAUGAACUACGCCGAUCGAUCACUAUUUUCUUAUCUCACAAAGGGCUGGUGCCAGCCUGA
Molecule: messenger RNA, 963 nt
Organism: Penicillium taxi
Lineage: Eukaryota; Fungi; Ascomycota; Eurotiomycetes; Eurotiales; Aspergillaceae
Exons: 1
Coding region: 1-963 (320 amino acids)
Source: RefSeq, a predicted model, not a curated record